UCCGGGUUGCUUAAAUUCAGUGCGAAAAAAGUUUGAGUUUUCAAUGGAGAAGAAAUUUGAAUCUAAAAUUAUUGCUGCAAAAAUUUUGAAUAUAAAAAUAUUUGUAUGAUAGAUUGGUGUCUAGAAUUAGGUUAAUAAUCUUGCAAAAAUAGUACGAUAAAUGUACGUCAAGCUGCUUCGUUAGCUACCGACCCAACCGUCGAUGUGAAUGGGUGAAAAAUGGCAACAAUGAAAAAUUGUGGCCCUGCAGUAAACGAAUCUGUUCUUGAUAUCAGUUUUUGCUAAUGAUAUAAAAACAAUUUGAUGGUUAAGUGCGUAUUCGAUACGGUGAACAAUAAAACAAGUUAGUCUGGCCGGUUCCGGAAGAAGUUUGUUGUGCAAAUCGAGCCUCCUCCCCCGGGGAAAAUCUUCGCUUUGGAUACCAAGUUUCGCGGCCAUCUUUCUCUAGACGCUGCGUAGCUACAUAUACCUAUACGUGUGCAAAGUAAAUGUAAUAGACGUGUGAGUGCUUGCUUAUAUAGUGUGCGUAGUUUCUGGUAGGAUUUUCCGUGGAAAAUCCGAUAUAGGGCAGCUUUUGCUCUAAGAGGAAAGUUAAAUAGAAAAAAAGCAAAGGCUCAACGAUAAACCUCAAAGGUCACAAUCAGUGUUUUUGCUGCUUUGGCAAAAAAAGAAGUGUACUGUCUGUGAAAUUGUUUGAAGCAGUAAGAAAUUGAAUAUUUCGGGUGUUUUCAUCGUUUGUCUGAAGGCAUAGCAUAAGACAUGGCAUCCCAGACGACGACGACGACGGCUGCUGCUGCUGCUGCAGCGGCCGCCAGCAUGGAAACCGACGAGAUGGUGGAUCCGAUGAACGAUUUUCUACCGCUGCUACCGGAGAACAUCAAGCAGGAGCUGUUCGAAAACUCCGACAAGGGUACCGCUAAUCCGUGCGAUAGUGCAGAGAACAAGGGUGACGCCCCCGAAACCGCCUCCAACGACACACCGGUCCCGACCAAGUGCGUCUGGUGCCAGCAGAUCCUGGCGACGACGGAUCACCCGAAGCUGCUGGAAUGUUUGCACGUCGGGUGUGAUCCGUGUGUGAAGCAAAAAUUCUCCGACCUGCCCCACAAUCAGCCGGUGUUAUUCUGCCCGGUGUGUAAAAUGGAAUCCCGCCUGGAGUUCAUCAUCGACAAUGUGUUCCUGUGUGAAAACACGGCAGACGACAAUCCGGGCAGCGUGGAGUCCACCAAGGAUAUGAUCAAGUGCAGUAGCUGCAGUGACGAUGCAAUCGCCACGUCCUGGUGCGUUGAGUGUGCCGAGUUCAUCUGUGAUAGCUGUGUGCAGGCGCAUCAGCGGCUGAAAAUUACCAAGGAUCACACGAUCAAGCCGAAGGAAGCCGCCUGUGAAACGCCCGGCAGCAGUGGGCUGUCCGGGAAGAACAUCAUGUGUCACAUACAUUCACAGGAAAAACUCUCCCUCUACUGUGAAACAUGCGACCGAUUAACGUGUCGAGACUGCCAGCUUGUGGACCAUCGGGAUCAUAAGUACAAGUUCGCCAAUGAGAUCGCUAGUGAGACGCGAAACUCUCUGCAAGCGCUGCUCAGCGAAAUCAGCUACAAAAAGGUGCUGCUAUCCAGCGCGAUGAAGGUAAUCGAUGACCGGCAAGCACUGAUCACCGAGAAGAAGAAGGAACUCUCCAAAGAAAUCGCAGAUCUAGUGGUUAAGCUAACCAAUGCGGUAAACAUGCGGGGCAAGCAGCUAGUUUAUCGGCUAAAUCAGGUGUGCGACACAAAACUCCAAGUACUGAACGAGAAGAAAGACGCACUCCAACAACUUUCAGGGCAUACCGAUCACUGCAUCGAAUUCGUGCAAGGCGCACUUGACAAAGGCAGCGAUAGUGCAGUACUUUACAGUAAAAAAACGUUAGCAAGACAUUUGCAAAAGGUGAAAUGCCAGCGGGCAGAUAUACCCAAUCCGGAAAUUCCAGUGCGAGUUCAACUAUUCCUAUCCAACGUACCAGAGCUGCAAAAUGUUAUUGCACGAAUUGGUACGAUACUGGUGGACGGUAAGGUCUAUCCACCACCACCUGGUCCAGCCGGUAAUGGUGUUCCGCAGGGUCCAGGUGCAGUGCAGAAUCGUAACAAGCAGCCCAGUCCGAAUAUAACACCACCGCUAAGGCCCGGUAUGCCGGGUCCAGGCAUGACGACGCUCUCUUCCAACAAUGCCAAUGGUCCUGGUGGCUUCCCGAAUGUGCCUCCCAUGUAUAACGGUAAUGGUGGCGUUCCAGUGGGAGCUCCCUUUCCACCAAAUCAUUCUAUGAAUCGAACGUUCCAGCAGGAAAACGGUCCCGGUGGAAGCUUCGGGCGAUUCCCCAUGGGACCUCCGCAUGGAAUGCCACCACAGCAACAUGUUAGCUCCUCGACGCACCCUCAAAAUAUGGAUUUACGUAAUCUCUUGAGUCAUCAAAAGCCGAACGGACCUAGCCGCGGUUCACCCAAUGCACCAAGUUCAGCAGGGAAUGCUAAUGUUGCUAAUCAAUUUAACACAGCUAAUUUCAUGGGUAACGUUCCGCCCGGUUCUGGAGGUCCAACUCAGCAUCGGAUGGGCCCGAUGGGAGGUGCUCCACCGGGUUAUCUAGCCGGUCCGACUGGCGGUCAUCAAAACUACAAUCAGGGACAACCCGGGCCCAACAGUAGCGGUAUGAGCAUGGGUGGCAAUAAUCCACGCUUCCAAAAUUUCCAAAGAUUCGCUAUGCCUCCGGCAGCCAUGCGGCAUAUGAUGGGGAAUAAUACCUCUACUCUACUCACACCAAAGCAGCAGGCGGCGAUGCGAUAUCCGGGUCAGCAAACUCCUCCUGGUUACAAUCCAAACUCAAUCCAGCCCGGAAUGCAACCGCAGCAUCCGAGCGCCAGUCCCAGCAGCGGAGCAAGUAGUGGUGCUGGUGGUGGCGGUGCCAAGUGGCAUAUCCCACAGAAUAUGCAAGGACAGCAAAACAAUGGAUUUGGUGGUCCAUCUGGAUUGCAUCUGUUCGGUAAUGGUCCGAACGAGUCGUUCAAAAUUCCUCUCAAAUCCCCGGACACGCUUCGAAACUCAAUGAUGAUGGUGAACGGUGGUGGCAGUGCGGGUGGUGUUGUUCCAGGCGGGCCCAAUCAGAUUUCCAUGCACAUUCAACACCAACAGCAGCAGCAGCAACAACAACAGCAACAACAACAGCAGCAGCAACAUCAGCAGCAACAGCAGCAAAAUCAUCACUUACAACAGCUGCAGAAUGCUUUGCCGAACGUGAGCUCUACCAAUCCGAAAACGCCGUCACCAAGUACGAAUGAGCCCGGGAAAGAUUUCGCUGAAUCGAUCGAUCGAACAUGCGAAGAUUCGGUGAAUGAUCUGAUGGCCACCAUUGCCAAACUGGACUCGAAUGGCGUUCAGGUGCUCCCGGAAGGACAUCGAGGAAAAACAACCUCACCGCAGGUGCACAGUUCGACCGAUCUCAACAGUAGCAGUUCGGUGGCAGGAGCGGGAGCAGGCGUACUAGUGGACGACAAAAGUUUGCCUAAAGAGCUGGAUCCGAAUGAGGAUUGGUGUGCCGUCUGUAUGGACGGCGGUGAGCUAAUGUGCUGUGAUAAAUGUCCGAAGGUGUUUCACCAAACGUGUCACAUACCGGUGAUCGAUUCCCUGCCGGACGAAAGCGAAACCUGGCAGUGUUUGCUGUGCUACAACUUUGCCGAUGUACCGCCGGAACCAACGGGCGAAAAACGUAACAUUGGAAUUACGCCGUUGGAGCUCAAAAUUCUGCAGAGGAUUGUGCUGGAGCUGUUCUGUCAGUAUGAAACCAGUAUGCCGUUCCGACAUUUGGAACCAGAAACGAACAAAGCGUACUAUGAUAUUGUUUGCAAUCCAAUAUCGUUGUCAAUGAUCCGUGACAAGCUGGAUAUGGCUAAUAGUGAUCAUUAUACCGAUAUUCCAUCGUUUAUCAGCGACGUGAAGCGGUUAUUCAACAAUGUGUACCUCUUUUACCAGGAGGACAGCAUCACCUUCAAGAGCGCCCAGAAGCUGGAAAAGUUCUUCGAGCAGCAGCUGUCCAAGUGGUUACCAAAGUAUCUGGAGUGCGAAACCCUAGAGGACUACCUGCAGAAUCCGGCGAAGCGCAUCAAGAGCAUCCAAGAGGAUUAACAAUCAAUUUUGG
Messenger RNA from Sabethes cyaneus, 4159 nucleotides. RefSeq names its product transcription intermediary factor 1-alpha-like. Bases 760 to 4146 code for a protein of 1128 amino acids. Gene Ontology annotation, molecular function: protein binding; zinc ion binding; ubiquitin-protein transferase activity. The record is from RefSeq and is a predicted model, not a curated record. NCBI's taxonomy places the organism in Eukaryota, Metazoa, Arthropoda, Insecta, Diptera, Culicidae. Gene Ontology annotation, cellular component: nucleoplasm; chromatin. The transcript has 12 exons. Gene Ontology annotation, biological process: positive regulation of DNA-templated transcription.